This is a messenger RNA of Amaranthus tricolor (Joseph's coat), 396 nucleotides long. RefSeq names its product protein MAIN-LIKE 1-like. Bases 1 to 396 code for a protein of 131 amino acids. NCBI's taxonomy places the organism in Eukaryota, Viridiplantae, Streptophyta, Magnoliopsida, Caryophyllales, Amaranthaceae. Gene Ontology annotation, biological process: meristem maintenance; meristem development. The transcript has 2 exons. The record is from RefSeq and is a predicted model, not a curated record.
AUGGCGAUAUCGGGCCCAGUUGAUCCAUCAGUACUUACGCUUCAAGCGACCCACAGGAGCUUAGCUGUGUGGGGGGGCUCCACUACCCAGUUGGUGGAUGACAGAGUUUUAGAGGUAGUGAAAUUAGUUGGUUUUAGUUACAAUCACAGGUUGUUGGGCGGGGGUUUAGAGCUUGAUCGAGCUCUUAUCACUGCAUUAGUAAAGAGGUGGAGGCUGGAGACUCAUACAUUCCACCUCAUGGUUGGUGAGGCAACGAACACGUUGCAAGAUGUGGCAAUUAUACUGGGACUGCCCAUUGAAGGACAGGCAGUGAUUGGUCAUGGAGAGGGACAUUGGCCAGCCUUAGUUCAUGAACUACUAGGGGUUUGGCCAGAGAACCCUCAAGACCCCACAUAG